Messenger RNA from Monosiga brevicollis MX1, 1503 nucleotides. RefSeq lists its product as uncharacterized. Bases 1 to 1503 code for a protein of 500 amino acids. The record is from RefSeq and is a predicted model, not a curated record. Lineage: Eukaryota; Choanoflagellata; Craspedida; Salpingoecidae. Gene Ontology annotation, molecular function: protein binding. The transcript has a single exon.
AUGGCAGCCCGGACAGAGGUUGCGGGAGCGGCGGCAUACGCAGCUGUGGGGGUGGCUGAGUUGCUAUGGGAUGAGAGUCGGCACCCACUUGGGGCAGGCUGGCGGGUGGUGGCAAAGAAGGAGCUGGCGCCGGGUACCGUGGUGGUGCGCGAGAUUGGCUGCGCAGUUGCUGCGAGCGAGAGCGGGGCCAUCUGCCCCGUCUGCUUUGAUAUGCACACAAGCACACAGGAGGAGUCGGAGUUGGCCCCGUGCCGAGCGCUGGCUGCCCGUGAGCAACGCAUUUUGGCACCACUGAUGCAGGCGGGCCUCUUUGACGAGCUACAGGCGUACGGCGUCGAUCGGCAGCUUGUGCUACUCUGGCUACGCGUGAUCAAUUUGGCCGCGACAACGAGCGAUGAUUUGCCUGCGCCGGCCGCGGCACGCCUGCAGGCGUGGCGUGAUACCCUAUGGGGUCUUGCACAUCAAGAUGUUUCGGCACCCUCAGACACCUGGUUGAAUGGUGUCACCAUGGCGGCCGUUGUGCUUGUUCAGGGGCUGCCGCCGGCCGUUGUGGCCGCGGCCACGGACUUGCUUCUGCCUCUAGUGCAGCAGUCCAGUCAUGGCGAAAGCAGCGGGUCGCUGGUUGAAGUAUUGGUGCUGCUGGCUGGCAUGCUCAAUCGCAAUGGCUAUUCGGUACGGGCAGCACGCGAGCCCAACCGAGAGACGGCAUGGGGGCACUUUCCUGUCAUCGCCCUCGUCAACCACAGCUGUCAUCCUAAUUGUGCAGUGGUAUCGCGGCCGGGAGGCGAGCUCGAGGUCCGCACACUUGGGACCGUCCGAGCAGGAGCAGAACUCUUUGUAUCCUAUGUAGACCUUACCUUGCCGCGAGCGGAACGCCAGGCCCACCUCCUGGCCAGCAAGGAGUUUACUUGCACCUGCUACCGGUGUCAGCAUCCCGAUGCGUUUCCCCAUGAGCACGAGGCGAGCAUGCCAUCUUGUCCGCAGUGCGGGCUAGCUCUGCGCUGGACACAAACAAGCGCAUCGGGCAAGGACGAUACAGAAACGGCCACCUGCUACAGUGACGCUGGUGGCUGUGGUGCCGUGGUGACGGCCAGUGCUGUACAGUCACGUCUGACCGAAGCCCGUGAGGCACUGAGUCAGGCGGGGGAACCAUCAGCAGUGGCAGACGUGGUAGGUUCGCUCCUACCUGAAGAGCACGCUCUGGUGAUGCAGGCCAGGCUGCGGCUUUUCGCUCGCCUGAACAAGGACGAGGCACACCGGGAGGGCGCCCAGGAACAACUGGCAAAGGUGGCGGCAAGUCUGAGCCGCCUCGUGCCGACGCUUUGGCCCGAGCUGCUGGAGUUUGAAUGGCUUGCUUUGCGCUCGGCCCACGCGCUUGCGUGUGAGGGAGACCAGUCUGAUGCCAGUCGUUUGAAUUCUCGUCUCACCGCCCUUCGCUCGCGGGCCGAGCGCAUCUUCGGGCUUGGUCAUCCCUUUGUCGAGCAGCUGCAGUUUUCUACGUAA